Penicillium daleae is the source of this 1398-nucleotide messenger RNA. RefSeq names its product putative MFS transporter. Lineage: Eukaryota; Fungi; Ascomycota; Eurotiomycetes; Eurotiales; Aspergillaceae. The transcript has 5 exons. Gene Ontology annotation, biological process: transmembrane transport. The record is from RefSeq and is a predicted model, not a curated record. Bases 1 to 1398 code for a protein of 465 amino acids. Gene Ontology annotation, molecular function: transmembrane transporter activity. Gene Ontology annotation, cellular component: membrane.
AUGGCGGAUCGUCCAGUCGACCCUGUCAUCCGGGGCACCCGUUAUGUGCAAAUGCCGGCCGACAUCCGUAGAGCAGUCGUCCGUGACUGGGCCGAGGUCGAGCGCCGUGUCCGUUGGAAGACCGACUGGCGUCUCUGCACCAUCGCCGGCCUGCUGUGUAGCCUCAACCUGCUGGACUCGGGCAUCCUCUCCUCAGCUGCUGUCACCAGCAUGCUGACUGAUCUGGACCUGGACCACGGCUCGCGCUUCUCAGUGGCCAUUUUCAUCUUCACCAUUGCCAGCGUUGUCUUCCAGCUUCCCUGCACUCUUGCCGUACGCUUCGUCGGUCCCCGUCUCUGGUUCGCGGCCAUCACUUUCACCUUUGGCGUGUUGACUCUUUGCACCGCUUUCAUCAAUACCUGGCGCCAGAUGAUGGCUAUCCGUGUGCUGCUGGGCAUUGCAAUGUCGGGUAUCUACCCGGGUCUGACAUACCUGAUCAGCACUUGGUACCUGCGCGAAGAGCAGCAGCUCCGAUUCGCUUUCCUGCAGGCAGCUGAAGUCUCAGUCUUGGCCACGGGAAACCUGCUCAAUUUCGGCCUCAACCACCUGCAUGGUACAGCAGGGCUCGCUGGUUGGCGCUGGAUGUAUCUUGUUCAGGGAGCUAUCACUUGUGUCCUGGGCAUCGUCACGUACUGGUGGAUGGUCGAUUUCCCGGAGAACUCCGAGCACAGUUUCAUGUUCCUGACCAAGCGGGAGGCUCGUGUUGCCGCGGCAAGAAUUCAGGAUGAUCGUGCUGAUCUCAGAUUUGAGCCGUUCUCUUGGGGCCGGUUGCUUGAGUGCUUCAAGGAUGUGAAGGUCUAUGGCUUCGCGUGCAUGUUCUUCCUGCUGAACCUGGUGUCGACCGCGCUCUCGUAUUUCCUGCCGAUCAUUCUGGAGGGGGGCAUGGGCUUUAGUGCAAACCAGGCGAUUCUGAUGUCGGUUCCGCCCUACUACUACGCCGUGAUCCCUGUCGUGGUGACCUCCCUGACGGCCGACAAACUGCGCCUCCGUGGCCCCUUCAUCGUCUUCAAUGCCCUCUGCAUUGUCGCUGGCUUCCUCAUGUUCGGACUGCCCCAGUCCACCCAGGUGACCGUUCGAUACAUCGGCACCUUCAUCGCGACCGGGGCUUACGUCUCCAAUUGGGCCGCGUUGAACGCUUACCAGGCGAACAACGUGGUUGGGCAGUGGAAGCGCGCCGUCACAGCCGCGGCGGUAGAGGCCCCACUCUACCAGACCGCGGUUUGGGUGUCGGUAGGAUCCCAAGGCCUACUGAUGGCGAUCGUGGGCGUGUUCACCUUGUAUUUCUACAAGGUGAACCAACAGCAGAAACGCCACGAGCGUGUCAUCGAGCACGUGGCCGACUACCGAUACACCUACUAG